This is a messenger RNA of Penaeus indicus, 3960 nucleotides long. RefSeq names its product proton-coupled amino acid transporter-like protein pathetic. NCBI's taxonomy places the organism in Eukaryota, Metazoa, Arthropoda, Malacostraca, Decapoda, Penaeidae. The record is from RefSeq and is a predicted model, not a curated record. Bases 372 to 1826 code for a protein of 484 amino acids. The transcript is spliced from 11 exons. Gene Ontology annotation, biological process: amino acid transmembrane transport. Gene Ontology annotation, molecular function: L-amino acid transmembrane transporter activity.
GCUCUCAUUGUGCACUCAGUAUCGGACCUCUGUCCACUUCGUCGACAAACCUUGUCGCCAGUCCCUGUCUUUGUCUGGCUGUCUGUCUGCCUUGACGUGUCUGUUUGCGAGGACCUUGCUUGGCGUUACUUGGACUAAUAUUAAUUUUCUUUUAUUUAAUCUUAUUUUGCUGUUUUUUUCUUCUUUCUUUCCUUAUCCCUCUAUCUCUCUCUCUGUGUAUCUGAAUUUCCCUUUUAUACAUCCCUUGACAAAAGGACUUCAAAUUAUGAUCUGAAACAACCGGAGUAUCAAGAAAAUAAAAGCGAAGCAAAUCGCUCGUGUUUUAUCACUGUUCCAAGACGAAUCGAGAGAAAGAAGGGGCGCCAGCCAGCAUGGAGACGCAGGCCGAUGCCAGCACUCAGAACCGCCCCAGUGUGUACGCCAUCACCGCUGCGGUUGACUUAGCGGAGCAGGACCUCGGCAGCGGCCAAGACCUCAAUGAUACUAAGAGGGAUAUCAAUGACCCCAAACGCCCGUAUAGUUCGUCGGAUGACCUCAGCGUGCGGGAUAUUAGCAACCCGACCACGGACUGCGAGACAAUGAUCCACGUGCUGAAGGGCAACAUUGGCACCGGCCUCCUCGCAAUGCCCGAAGCCUUCAUGAAUGCCGGCCUGUGGGUGGGCUUCUUCGGCAUACCCAUCAUGGGCAUCAUCUGUGUCCACUGCAUGCACGUCCUGCUCAAGUGUUCCAAGGAGCUUUGUCGGCGGGCCAAAGUAUCGGCCCUCAGCUACGAGGAGUCGGCUGAGAUGGCCUUCAAACUCGGGCCAGGAAAUUGCCCCAAGUAUGCAACGGCUGUCGGUUACAUCAUCACGACAUUCCUGCUUAUAACACAAGUUGGCUUCUGCUGCGUCUAUUUCGUGUUCAUCCCGCAGAACAUCAUGCAGGCUUUAGAGUGCAUGGUUGGCGGCUCCGGCAUCAGUCAGCUGGGCUACAUGGCCAUCUUCAUUCUGCCCAUUCUUCUUAUCUGCUACAUCCCACAUCUCAAGUACCUCGCCCCGAUCUCCCUGGUAGCAGGGGUGAUUCAGACAGCAGGUCUGGUCAUCUGUUUCUACUACAUGGUCCGCGACCUUCCCGAAAUCUCCGAGGAAAUCCCAGGCUGGGCCGGCUGGUCGAAGCUGCCGCUGUACUUCGGCUCCGCAAUUUACGCCUUCGAAGGCAUCGGCCUUGUCCUGCCCCUGGAGAACAAGAUGAGGACCCCCAAGUCCUUCCGGGGCUUCACUGGCGUCCUCAACACGGCCAUGAUGUGCGUCAUCAUCCUCUACGCUGCAAUGGGCUUCUUCGGUUAUCUCCAGUACGGGAGCAAGGUCGAGGGAUCCAUCACCCUGAAUCUGCCGCCGAACGAAGGCUUGGCCCAGUCGGUGAAGAUUCUGAUGGCGGCGGCCGUGUAUUUGACGUACCCCUUGCAGAUGUAUGUACCCUUCGAAAUCCUUGCGCCCUCGCUGAGGAACCGAUUCGACAGCCCUAGAAAUAAGUUCCUGGCGGAGUAUACCCUAAGGACAUGUCUGGUGCUGCUCACUUUUGUCCUCGCCGCUGCGAUCCCCAACAUCGGCCUCUUCAUUUCACUCGUGGGAGCCGUGAGCAGCUCCACUCUUGCUCUUAUCUUCCCUCCGCUCAUUGAGGUCGUCACCUUCUGGCCCGAUAGAGGGCCCUACAACUGGCGUAUCAUCAAGUGUUCUCUUAUUGCUCUCUUUGGAAUCAUCGGGUUCAUCACGGGCACCAUCAGCAGCAUCGAAGCCAUCGUCGACUUCUUCGCCAAUGGGCAAAAAGGACCUGAUUUUAGCUGUUAACAUGGACCGAGAAUGUGAGGCCUGAGAAUGUUACACUGUGAAGACCUGGCGGCUGAUUUGUAUUUUUUCUUUUCUUUUUCUUUUAGUGCGUGGGUGAGGGACAGACAGACAGAGAGAGAGGGAGACGGACAGGGACAGGGAGAGAGAGAGAGGGAGAGAGAGGAAGAGGGAGAGGGAGAGAGAGGGAGAGGGAGAGAGAGAGAAGGAGAGGGAGAGAGAGAGAGAGAGAGAGAGAGAGAGAGAGGAAGAGAGAGAGAGGGAGAGAGAGAAAGAGAGAGGAAGAGAGAGAGAGAGAGGGAGGGAGGAAGAGAAAGAGAGAGAGAGAGAGACGGGACAAGGAAUUAGUUUUUAAAUUCAGAAAAAGAUGUAAGACAACCAUCUCCUUUGCUAGUUUGAUGCGAUAUAUAUAUAUGAAAGAUAAUUGGAGUUUGGUAGAAGACUUAUAAUUGUGAAUCAGUAACAAUUUAAGAGAUAUAUAUGGCCGGUUUCGAUCUUAUGAACUAAGACCUAUAUCAAGUCCUUCAAUGUAAUGAAGAGUUAUCAUUUUAUCUUUGAAUUGACAUCUUCAAUUGUUACUCGACAAGUUAUCUCAUGAAAACCAAACAACUUGAAGUAGUCGAUAUGCCAUUUAUCUUAAUCUCCUUCAAAAACAUUACCUUAAUAUGAUAAUGUUCUAGACAUUAUAUUGACCUAAGCCUAAAUGAGUGUAUCAACCUAAAAUCAGCUAUCUUAUGAAAUACCCAUACGCCGUUAAAACUGAUCAAAUAUAUAUGUAUACAAACCCUGCAUUUAGUACUUAGGAUAAGAAAAACACAUCUCUUAAACACCAAAUUAUUUAAGUAACUUUCGAAAACAAUCUCAAUAUACACUUUAUAUUAAUCUAAAUUAAUUCAAUCUAGCGUAACAAAAAUCAGAAUGAAUGGCACUUCCACUGCACCUAACGUUAGACCGGACAUAAGAAAAUAAGGACAAGUCGGUAAAAUUACCUAACAUUGUAGAAUGUAUAUGGGUUCAUUGCUAAGGGCCAUAAUCACUAUUAUUAUUAUUAUUAUUAUUAUUAUCAUUAUUAUUGUUAUUAUUAUUAUUAUCAUUGUAGUUAUUUUUUUGUUAUUGUUGUUAUUAUUAUGUUAUAAUCACUAUUAUCAUUAUUAUUAUUAUUAACAUAAAUAAUAUUGUUGUUGUUGUUGUUGUCAUCAUUAUUGUCACCAUUAGUAUCAUCAUUAUAUUUUAUUAUCACCUGAUUAUUACUAUUACUGUAAUCACUAUUAUUGUUAUUAUCAUUAUCUUAUUGUUGUGCGCUACUAUUAUUACUAUUAUUAUUAUUAUUAUUAUUAUUAUCAUUAUUAUCAUUAUUGUUAUUAUCACUAUCAUUAUUAUUUUUGUUAUUAUCAGAGGUAUUAUUCUUUUUAAUCACGACUAUUAUUAUUACAAUUAUUAUAAUUUAUUACUUUUAUUAUUGUUAUUAUCAUCGUUAUCAGCAUCACUAAUGUUAUUAUUAUUAUUAUCAAUAUUAUCGUUAUUAUUAUUAUUAUUAUUAUUAUUAUUACUAUUAUCAUUAUUGUUAUUAUUACUAUUAUUUAUUAUAAUUCUUAUUAUUAUCAAAAUCAUCAUUAUCAUUAUUAUUAUUAUCGUCAUUAUUAAUAUUAUCAUUAUUAUUAUUAUUGUCAUCGUUUUAAUACGAUUAUUAUUAUGAUUAUUAUCAUUAUCAGUAUUUCUGUUUUUAUCAAUAAAAAUAAUUAAUUGUUAUUAUUUAUGAUGAUGUUCUGAAAAUAUUGAUAAAAAUCGUAUAUUCAUUACAUUUUUGUAAUAUCUAUCAUCGCUAUUAUCAGUAGUAUUACUAAUGUUAUCUUUGUUGUUAUUACAAUCAUAUGAAUUAUGUCAAUAUUAAAUUCAUCAUCAGUACUUAUUCAAAUACCAGUAAAUUCGAAAUGACAAAAUUUCCUCAACUGAGCUACUUUUCAAGCAGUGGCUCCUUGUGGUGCUUUCACUGAAAUCAUCGUGAUUAUUUCUUUUUUCCCUUUUCCUUGCUCGUGUAUAACAUGGAUUUUUUUUAUCCUAAGCUUGUAAUUAUUCUACACAAUCAAAUGAAUAUUAUUUAUUAAAUAGAAGUUUUUGAAUAAAUACCUAUAUUGCG